This is a messenger RNA of Closterium sp. Naga37s-1, 3119 nucleotides long. The record is from the annotation of a GenBank genome assembly. Lineage: Eukaryota; Viridiplantae; Streptophyta; Zygnematophyceae; Desmidiales; Closteriaceae.
AUGAUAUCCCACCCUCCCCUCCCCCUCCCCAUCCCCACCUCACUCCGCAUCCCCUUAUGUCACCUCCCUAUCCCUCUCCCCACCUCCUUCCCCAACCCCCUCCCUUUCCCCCCAUUCCCCAUUACCCCUCCCCAUCCCCCAUCCCCCAUGCCUCCAUCAUCCCUCCCCCGAUUCGUUCCUAUAUCCUUUCACCCACCGUUCCCCCAUCUCCCCGUUCCCCAUCUCCCCGUCCCCCAUAUCCCCGUUCCCCGUCUCCCCGUUCCCCGUCUCCCCGUUCCCCGUCUCCCCGUCCCCCAUCUCCCCGUCCCCCAUAUCCCCGUCCCCCAUCUCCCCGUUCCCCAUCUCCCCGUUCCCCCAUCUCCUCGUUCCCCCAUCUCCCCGUCCCCCAUCUCCCCGUCCCCCAUCUCCCCGUCCCCCAUAUCCCCGUCCCCCAUCUCCCCGUUCCCCCUUCUCCCCGUCCCCCGUCUCCCCGUCCCCCAUCUCCCCGUCCCCCAUCUCCCCGUUCCCCCAUCUCCCCGUCCCCCAUCUCCCCGUUCCCCCAUCUCCCCGUCCCCCAUCUCCCCGUCCCCCAUAUCCCCGUUCCCCCAUCUCCCCGUUCCCCCAUCUCCCCGUCCCCCAUCUCCCCGUCCCCCAUCUCCCCGUUCCCCCAUCUCCCCGUCCCCCAUCUCCCCGUCCCCCAUCUCCCCGUCCCCCAUCUCCCCGUUCCCCCAUCUCCCCGUCCCCCAUCUCCCCGUCCCCCAUCUCCCCGUUCCCCCAUCUCCCCGUCCCCCAUCUCCCCGUUCCCCAUCUCCCCGUCCGCCAUCUCCCCGUCCCCCAUCUCCUGUGACCUGCACUAAACUUGAAUCUAGGAGUGGUCCUUUCACGCCACAUGCGGUAGCAGGUGGGGCUGCUCGCCUCUGCCUCCUUCCCUCCACCUCUCGCUCCCCCCUCCCCCCCUUUUCCUCCUUCCCCCGAUUCCCCCCCUCCCCCUUCCCCCGCAGUGAACCUGGCAGUGUCUCUCGCCCGUCACAUGCGCCUGCAGGUGGGGCUGUUGGACGCGGACGUGUUCGGCCCCUCACUGCCCAACCUGCUCGGCCUGCACUGUGCCACUCCCUCCCUUCACCCCUCCCUACCGCAGUGAACCUAGCAGUAGCCCUUUCACGACACAUGCGCCUGCAGGUGGGGCUGUUGGACGCGGACGUGUUCGGCCCCUCGCUGCCCAACCUGCUCGGCCUGCACACCGCCGGCCGCCCCCAGCUGGCGUCACCCUCCCCCAACGCGCGCAUGCUGCCACUGCAGGCGCACGGUGUGCUCUGCAUGUCCAUGGGCUUCCUCAUGCCUGCUGACGUGGCGGCCGUGUGGCGCGGGCCCAUGGUGAUGGCGGCGGUGGAGAAGCUUGUAAGGGGGACGGAGUGGGGGCGGCUGGACGUGCUCGUGGUGGACAUGCCGCCCGGCACGGGGGAUGUGCAGCUCAGCAUGAGCCAGAGGGUCCGCCUCUCAGGAGCGGUGGUGGUGUCGACACCGCAGGACCUCGCACUGGUGGAUGCGCGGCGGGGAGUGACCAUGUUCCGCCAGGUCAAUGUGCCGGUGUUGGGAGUGGUGGAGAACAUGAGUUACUUCACCUGCCCGGCCUGCUCCCACCGCUCCACCAUUUUCGGCCAUGGAGGGGCCAGGCAGGCUGCUGCUGACUUGGGGAUCGAGUUCCUUGCGGAGGUGCCUCUGCUGCCGUCCAUCCGCAGUCGCUCUGACAGCGGCCUCCCCGUUGCUCUCGGCGCAUCUGCCGCCGCUGCAAGCGGGAGAGAAGGCGGGGUGGCAGACAGUGGGGUGGCAGAAGGUGCGGCAGCUGUAGGCGGGGUGUCAGAAAGUGGGGGAGCAGCAGAGGAUGGGGCAGACGCAGGGAGCGGUGGGGCAGAGGCGGCAGUGGUGGCAACAUAUGAGCACAUGGCGAGGAGGGUGUGGGAGAAACUGGAGGAGCAAGCACAGGCGGAUGCUCGCACGCGGCCCCUUGUAUUCCCCCAUCUGCUCUCACCCCCUUUCCACCUACCCCUCCCCCUUCCUCCGAGUCCACUUCCGCUUCACCUACCCAACCCGCUUCUCCAGCAAGCCACCGCCAUUCCAUUCAAGCCUCUUUCCCCCUCCCCAGCCGCCGUGCCUGGCCUCAUCCCCUUCCUUCCACUACUUGCCCUCCUUGCUCAACCCCACCCUCCCCCUUCCCCCCCCCCCCCCUUCCCCCCCCCCCCCCUUUCUCUUCCCCCCGCAUGCUCCCUCUUUUUCCCCUCCCCUUCCCUCUCCGCUUCUCUUUCCCCUUCUCUUACCCUCCUCCCCCUCCCCCCGCUCUCGUGCACCCCCUCUCCAUGCCUCCCUGCACCCUCCUCCGUGCCCCCUGCGGCCCUGCCUCAUGCGCCACUUCAGAUUACCCUGGGGGGCGUAAUCUCCUGCACGUGCCACGGAUGCCAGCAGUGGAAGGAUUUCACAGCUGGCAGGCUGAGCUGGCCUGCCACGUGGCAAGCAGCCACUGGAGCAGGCGAGAAGGGGCGGAGAGAGAGUGAGGAGCAGCAGAAACAGCGAGAUUCUGAGCAGACGGAGGGCGGGUGUGCAGUGGAAGUGACGUCAGCAGGGCAAGUGAUGUCAGCUGUGGCAGUGGGAGUGGGAGGGCAGCGCGGUGGGCCGGGCGUGGCAGCAAGGGUGCACUACGAGGAUGAGCAGCAGCUCGAAGGUUGUGCGGUGCCGGGCGUGGCAGCAAGGGUGCACUACGAGGAUGAGCAGCAGCUCGAGGGUUGUGCGGUGCUGGGCGUGGCAGCAAGGGUGCACUACGAGGAUGAGCAGCAGCUCGAGGGUUGUGCGGUGCUGGGCGUGGCAGCAAGGGUGCACUACGAGGAUGAGCAGCAGCUCGAGGGUUGUGCGGCGCUGGGCGUGGCAGCAAGGGUGCACUACGAGGAUGAGCAGCAGCUCGAGGGUUGUGCGGUGCUGGGCGUGGCAGCAAGGGUGCACUACGAGGUGGUCACACAGGAGAUGCUGCUCGCCCUCGCUGCUUACAUCCGGGCUCACCAACACUUUCCCGCCUUCUUCUUAUGCUUCAUCUGGACCGUGCAGGGCACUACAGGUGCACGAAUGGACUUAAUUUCCUCACCGUGCUGGAG